Xenia sp. Carnegie-2017 is the source of this 5244-nucleotide messenger RNA. RefSeq names its product condensin-2 complex subunit D3-like. Gene Ontology annotation, biological process: mitotic chromosome condensation; meiotic chromosome condensation. Gene Ontology annotation, molecular function: histone binding. NCBI's taxonomy places the organism in Eukaryota, Metazoa, Cnidaria, Anthozoa, Malacalcyonacea, Xeniidae. The record is from RefSeq and is a predicted model, not a curated record. Gene Ontology annotation, cellular component: condensed chromosome, centromeric region. The transcript has 47 exons. The coding region runs from base 627 to 5153 and encodes 1508 amino acids.
UUUCUCACCUUUUUGUUCGUUGUGUACGAUGUGAUUUUUUGCUCGUGGAUGUUGAAACCGUUGAAAACAACGUAAUAGUAAACGCUGCCUGCAUCUGAAAAUCACGUGUAGUGUAGUUUAUUGUCAGUACUUAGCAACGACUUUUAUAAGUGUUUCGUUAGAAAUCUCUGUUAGGAUCUUGGAUUGGAAAAUCUUUGUGGCGAUAAUCAGUGUGUCACCGAAAUCGUCACCAGUGUUCCAGGAGAUCCAGGGUCUCCUCUUUUUGCAGAACAAUUGAUUAUUAUGGUUUAUCGACCAGUAAGUCUCGGUAAAGUUUCUGUGAGUAGAGUUCCACUAACCAUAUUUUUGUUCUUUCAGUCGUAUGUAGACAUUAUUGAAAGUUCCAUUGUAAAUCAAAUGUCCGUUCUCGAAGAAAGAAUAAUGUCUAGUUUUAGAAUCAAGAACACAUCUUCCUUGAUGACGACUUUCCCAAGCCAUUGUGCCACAGAUCAGGAUAAGAAGUAAAGAAAAAAUUAUGUAUUCCUAAGAAAGUAUAUGUGUUAUUUGAUCAUGCAUAUCUCUUAGUUUUUAAGAGCUAAAUUUUGGCAAUCCUCUAUACGCACAAAUAUACUAUUCUCGUAAAAACCAUGUAUUUAAAUUGUGAUAGAAUCAUUAGAUUUUGCUCACUCCAGCUCCAUAAAAAGCAACCAGUAUUACUGUUAAAGAUAUCUAACAUGGAGGAAGAUAAUUUAGCUAAUUCCACCGUUGAUGUAUUGUUUAAACUUUGUUUACCUGCGAUAUCUAAGACUUGGGUUGAUGAAGUUUGGCAAACAGAUUUCUGUGAAGCUUGUAACUUACCAGAUAAUUUAUUAGAUGAAUCGGAUUCUCCUAAAUCACAUAGUGAUACUUUGAUUUCUGUGUUAAAAGUCGUCGAAACUUGGUCGAAAUGUGAUGCCGACAGCCAGCCUUUAGGUUUUUGGGCUGUUUUAGUUGAAAACGAACUGUCUCAUCAUGCAUUGGUUGCAUUAUUGUAUGCCUUUAUGCAUUCUUCAAAUAAGAAUUCCCAAAUUGGAUAUCAGCUGAAGUCAUCCAUUUUGGCUUCAAAUAUUUAUAUAUUACUAAACCAACUUCCUGGGAGUGGUGCAUAUAAGAUAUUUCAUCCUUUAAUCUUUCAAAAAGCAAUUGAUGUUUUGCAAUAUUGGCCAAACUGUGACAAUACAAAUGGAAAACGUAGGCAAUUACUACAGAGCAACUUUAGCCGAAAAUCAAGACGUAUCAUUGGUCAGAAUUUGGCCAAUGACAUGGGUGAUGACUUGGAUCACUCAUUUAAUGAAAGGAAUGUUUGUGAAGACAUCUCACAACUUGGUUUAUUUGAUGUACCAAAGAUGACUAUGGAAGUCAGAAACUGUUUGGUGAAGUAUUUCAAUGAUCUUAUUAAAUUUCUUCAUUCUAACUCACUCAAAGACUGUGGACAAACAUUGGAUCAUGUCAGAUCAAUCUUGGUUGAUCUGACUAGAAUAGAGCCUUCACCUGUUGAGUUAAAUUGUGCUGACACUGUAUCUUCAAAGACUUCUUUAAGUUAUCUCGUAUUUAAGGUUUUGAAAUGUAUUAUCCAACCAUUGCAUGGAGAUGUUGGUCAAAAUUUGCGUAAGAUCUUUAAGCAUCUUUUACCUAACAUUUUAUCAACAUAUGGGAAUGAAUCAACUGGAGCCAUUUCCAUUACAAAAGAAAAGCAGAUUGUGAAAGACAAUUCAGUUAACUUUGUGCGCUCCAUGAUUGAAGACAACGGAGAGAGUUCUCUGCCGGCGGUUCGAGUUCUUGUUCAACAUUUAUGCAUGAAAGUUCCUGAUCAAGCAGAGUUUAGGAAUUCACUUGCCAGUGCAUUAACUGUCAUAAUUGAAUCAUUUACAAGCGAAAAACUUAAUGAUCUAAUGGAAUGGAUCAAGAAAUACUCUAAAAAUUCAAAGAUUGGUUUCCGUGUUUUUGCACUUGAUGUCAUCUUUUGUAUUCUCACUCGAUCAUCAGAUGUGAGUGAAGAACGAGCUUCUCGUUAUUCGUAUUUUAGUUUACUUCAACUUAUCAUUGCUAGAUGUUCUGAUAAAGCACCAACGGUUCGGGCUAAAGCUCUCUCUCAUCUAGCUCAAUGUAUUUGUUCAGUUAAUGAUGUAAUUAAAUCCAUGGUAAAAAAAUUACUGACGACACCCAUCAAUAAUGGCAGUAUGAAUAAUUGUUCAUCAACAGAUUUUAGUCCAGCUAACCCUUCCCGUCAAAUGAACGUUUCUGCAAUGAUAAGACGACGAGUUUCGGAUGGAAAAGUUCUUGUAAGAAAAGCUGCUAUUCAGGUGUUAGAGUCCAUUAUAAGAAUCAAUAGUGAUGAGCUUUGUGAAAAGGAUCUUCGGACGCUACAUGAGAGGACUAUGGAUUCGGCAUUAUCAGUUCGCAAGCAAGCUGUGAUAUCCAUAACAUCUUUGUUAAAUGAAAACUCCCGCUCGUCUCUAAUGCAUCGGAUUUGGUUGGAUGCCAUUUUGCCUUUGGUGACGGAUCGAGAGACUUCAGCGCAAGAGAAAUGUCUUAGCAUUUUGGAAGGAAUAAUUUUGAAGAAUAUUUCUAUGGAAACGACAGGCGCUGAACAACUAUUAAGUUGGAAUUUGUUGGAAUUGAUAGCAGGCGAGUCGGGCCAAGAGUUAAGACAUUAUUUUCAGAAAGUGUGCAAUUACUGGUCAAAGCAAGGUAAAUUUACCCCAGAUAAAGUGAACGCAAUCAUGAAUCAACGUGAAAACGCAUAUGCCUCCUCGGCUUGGCUAUUGUUGUCUGAGAUUUCGUCAUCAAAAUCAAAAUUGGAUCCUCAAAAGAUAAUUAAUUGCUGCGUCAAGUAUAUGGCAGACGGCAACGACAAAUUGCUUUGUAGAUGCCUUAAAGUGUUAGAAAAUAUUGCUGUCACCAUUCCGGUUGAAAGUAAAGAAACUUUAGCAGAGACAUUAAAAAGAAAGUUAUCUUCAUUUACCUGCGCUCCUGAAAUCAUAGUUUCUGCAAUGAAUGCUUUGUUUAAGCUCUGCGAAUCCAUCCCGAAGGGCGAUAGGAAGAUUGAUCGAUGGUGCAAUGAAUUGCUUAACAUGUCUGAAUCGUAUUUAUCUAAUGUUGUACUUAACCCAGAUUCAGAUGAUUGUGUUGAUGAAGGUGCCAUCAUAAGAUAUCUUUUUUCAAUUGGCGAAGUUGCUUUGUUGUGCCCUCGUAGUUGCAACAAAAGAUUAUACUUGGUCGUUCAAUCAAUGAUCAUAACGCCACCACGAAUUGAAGGUUGCGGGCAAUCGACACCAGUUCCUCUGCAAGGAUGUGUUUUGACACCAACAGUCAAGGCUCACGCUUUUAUUACUCUCGGAAAACUGUGUUUGCAGAAUGAAACUUUAGCUAAGGAUUGUAUAGCUGCACUGACAAAGGAAAUGGAUACUUCACAAGAUCCAGCUGUUAGAAACAACAUCACUGUUGUCCUUUGUGACUUGUGUGUUAGGUACACGAAUCUUGUCGACCGUUACAUACCAAAUGUUGCAAGAGGUUUAAGAGAUGAAGAACCGUUGAUACGUAAACAAACUUUAACCAUGCUCACACAUUUGCUGCAGGAGGACUAUGUCAAAUGGAGAGGUCCGCUGUUUUUCCGUUUUAUUACUGCUUUGGUUGAUGAAAACGUUGACAUAAGGAAAUUUGCGGAGUUUUGUAUGGUACAUUUACUAUUAACUCGCCAUCCUGGCAUGUUUCAUCAACAUUUCAUUGAAUCUAUUUUCCAUUUCAACGCUUUUGAUGAACACAACGUAUAUAACCGGUUUCACCAAACAGAAAAAGAGAAGGAAUUGUUUUCAUUGAAAGGAGAGAAAAGGCAGGGUACUAAACGAAUGAUUAUCUACAAGUUCUUGCUCGAUCACACGACGGAUGAGCAGCGUUUUAAUUUAAUUGGAAAGUUAUGUCAAGAGAUACUUGGUGGAUUUACAGAUGGUGCCAUAAAGUUUAACGAUAAUUCUAAAUCUGUUCUUAAAGAUGCUCUGGCGAUUCUUUCUACUAAGAAUAUCAAACUGUCUUCCACGCAGUCUGUUGCGGCUGAAGAUCUUGCUGAUGAAGGUGAUGAAGCUGGUGCUGCUAUAGCAUCUGCCCGGACGAAAUUUCUCACUCAGAUUGUUAAAAAGAACAUGAUAGAAAAUAUUAUUCCCAUAAUAAUCGAACUAAAGAACUUGCUUGAAAAACAACGGUCACCUCUUCUUAAAGACUUAAUGCUGUGUCUUAAGGAUAUCAUAAAAGAUUACAGCACGGAGGUUCAAGAUGUAUUGUCUGCUGACCGUCUACUUGCAAAGGAAAUUGAGUUUGAUUUGAGGAAAUUUGAUGAAGAACAGAAAGCGUUAGAAAAAAAACGACGAGAGAAAGCAAGUUUAUCUGACCUUGUUAAUCGAUCUAGAAAAAGUUCUACUUCUGCUCCAUCACUGGAAACUCCUGUAAAGACCGGGGAUUUUGCUACUCCACAACUUCGUACUCCUGGUGGAAAGAUGGUUAUUCCGCUGUCUGAUGAUAUACACGUUGAUCAGCCUGUGACACCUAAACCUUCAACUUGUCAUCAUACUCUUGCUGCUUCGGCUUUAUUGAACUCCGCCAGAAAAGCAGUCGAGGAAGCGAACAAAUUAACUGCAGCUCGAUCUCGGUUUCCUUCCGUUGGAUCUGUGAGGAAUGUAAACAAUAACUUGCAAAAUACGGCUGGCAGAGAUGGAGAAACGGCUAAAAAGAAACCAGGAUCAAAGACCUUAACGCGGAGUGAUGAGAAUGAAGAGAUCAAUGAAAAGUCAUCAAAUCGACGCACUGUCAGGGCAGUUAGCACUCCUGAAUGUGAUACAAUGCACAUGUCAAGAAUCUCGUUCGCUACGACUCCUCUUUCGCCAAUACUUAAUCUAGUACCUGUAAAUGUUUCUAAACUAACGCAAGGCUCGUACAAUACAAGUUCAAACAGGAAAAAACAGGAGUGUAAAGAGAAGAAAGUUUUAUGUUUACCUUCUCCCGUGCUGCAGGCACCAAAACCAAGGAAAUGGAAUGUUACAUCACCUGUACAAGCCUGUAAAUUAAAUCCACGGAUAUCAUUACGCCAAAAUUCUCUUCAAAAUGACUCUGUUUCAAGCAGGACGCGGUCAAGAAUCAAAUAAUGAAAAGUUGUUGGCGUUGUGGAGUUAUGUAUCCUGAAAAAGUGGAUAGAAUGGGGUGUUGAGGAUGGUUUUGCUGAAAAUAUUGACGGUU